AUGGUCUUCCAUCCGCCGUCGUGGGUGCCCCCACUGCCCUUCGAUCCACCGGACUCGAUUCCAAUUAGCGAGUUCAUGCUCAAUGAGCAAUAUGGCCGUCAUCCUUUCCGUCUUUCAAGGCCACCGUUCACGUGCGGGUUGACUGGCCUCGAGUAUUCGUGGUCUGACGUGUGCAAUCGUGUGAAUGCGCUUGCAUCAGGGCUGUCAAAAGAGCUUGGAUUCACGCCGAAUGAGGGCACCGAAUGGGACAAAGUGGUCUGCGUGUUCAGUGUGAACACGAUCGACACCGUUGUCUUCACAUGGGCGCUUCAUUAUCUUGGAGGCAUAUCCUCUCCCGCAAAUGCUGCAUACUCUGAGGAUGAGCUCGUUUACCAGCUCAAGUCAUCAAGUUCAAAAGCCCUGUUCACCUGCGUUCCCCUCUUAGAAACAUCAAUUGCAGCGGCAAGAAAGUGUGGCAUUCCGAAGGAUCGCGUCUAUCUCUUUGAUGUACCGAAACAAUUGACCGGCGCGAGCUCAGAUUCUCAGGGUUUCAAAACAGUCAACCAGUUGAUCGAAGAGAGUUCAUCUCUUCCGCAGGUCGAGAGGUUGCGAUGGACCAAGGGCGAAGGAGCAAGACGCACGGCCUUCCUUUGCUACUCAAGUGGUACAUCUGGACUGCCGAAAGGCGUCAAGAUCGCGCAUCGCAAUCUCAUUGCCAACGUUCUGCAAGUAGCAACCUCGGAGAAUCCCCACCGUGCAAAGAAAAAGAAGCCCGGAGACGAAUACAAUCCAACGGAAGUCUCAUUGGGCAUAUUGCCUCAAAGUCACAUAUACUCGCUUGUUCUGUUGUGCCAUACCGUGCCCUACCGUGGGGAUCAGGUCAUAAAUAUUCCAAAAUUUGAUUUGCCACAAGUUCUGGCGGCGAUACAGCGAUUCAAAAUCAACAAUCUUUACCUGGUACCGCCGAUCAUUAUUGCCAUGAAGAAUAAUCCUGAGGUGCUCAAAAAAUUUGAUCUUACUUCUGUUGAAACAGUCUUUACCGGAGCAGCCCCGGUAGGCCCAGAAACUGCGGAACAAAUGCAAAAGCAGCACCCCAAAUGGCUGGUUAGGCAAGGUUACGGCCUCACAGAGACGUCGACUGUGGUUUGCUCAACCGCGUUUCAUGAUGUUAUGGACGGUUCUUGUGGUUCUCUGCUCCCAGGCUUCGAAGCUAAACUCGUGUCCAUCGAAGGCAAUGAGAUAAAAGGCUAUGAUCAGCCCGGUGAACUUGUUGUUAGAUCACCUAGUGUUACAUUAGGCUAUCUCAACAAUGACAAGGCAAACCAGGAGACUUUUGUUGACGGAUGGGUGCGUACUGGAGACGAAGCCGUGGUGCGGAAAAGUCCGAAAGGCUAUGAGCAUAUAUUUAUCGUAGACCGCAUCAAGGAGCUUAUCAAAGUCAAGGGGUUGCAAGUAGCGCCAGCGGAGCUGGAGGCGCACCUACUUACUCAUCCCGCGGUCGCGGACUGCACUGUCAUACCGAUUGCAGACGACACAGCAGGGGAGCGUCCGAAAGCCUUCGUUGUUAAAUCAUCAUCGGUGGGCUUGGAAGACAAUGACCGGAUACUAGUCCGAGAAAUAAAAAAACAUGUGGAAAAGACGAAAGCUCGGCACAAGUGGCUUGCAGAAGUGGUUUUUGUCGACACAAUACCGAAAUCACCUAGUGGCAAGAUACUAAGACGCUUGCUGAGAGAUAAAGAUAGGGAAGAAAGGAGGAAACAAGGCCCAAGGUUGUGA
This is a messenger RNA of Bacidia gigantensis, 1755 nucleotides long. RefSeq lists its product as uncharacterized. Lineage: Eukaryota; Fungi; Ascomycota; Lecanoromycetes; Lecanorales; Ramalinaceae. The record is from RefSeq and is a predicted model, not a curated record. The transcript has 6 exons. Gene Ontology annotation, molecular function: CoA-ligase activity. Bases 1 to 1755 code for a protein of 584 amino acids.